AUGCCCAGCCAUUACAACAGCAGCCAUUACAACAGCAGCCAUUACGACAGCAGCCAUUACAACAGCAGCCAUUACAACAGCAGCCAUUACGACAGCAGCCAUUACAACAGCAGCCAUUACAACAGCAGCCAUUACAACAGCAGCCAUUACGACAGCAGCCAUUACAACAGCAGCCAUUACAACAGCAGCCAUUACAACAGCAGCCAUUACAACAGCAGCCAUUACAACAGCAGCCAUUACGACAGCAGCCAUUACGACAGCAGCCAUUACGACAGCAGCCAUUACGACAGCAGCCAUUACAACAGCAGCCAUUACAACAGCAGCCAUUACAACAGCAGCCAUUACGACAGCAGCCAUUACGACAGCAGCCAUUACGACAGCAGCCAUUACAACAGCAGCCAUUACAACAGCGGCCAUUACAACAGCGGCCAUUACGACAGCGGCCAUUACGACAGCGGCCAUUACGACAGCGGCCAUUACGACAGCGGCCAUUACGACAGCAGCCAUUACGACAGCAGCCAUUACGACAGCAGCCAUUACGACAGCAGCCAUUACAACAGCAGCCAUUACAACAGCAGCCAUUACGACAGCAGCCAUUACGACAGCAGCCAUUACGACAGCAGCCAUUACGACAGCGGCCAUUACGACAGCGACAGUGGCCAUUACGACAGUGGCCAUUACGACAGUGGCCAUUACGACAGCAGCCAUUACGACAGCAGCCAUUACAACAGCGGCCAUUACGACAGUGGCCAUUACGACAGUGGCCAUUACGACAGCAGCCAUUACGACAGCAGCCAUUACGACAGCGGCCAUUACGACAGUGGCCAUUACAACAGCGGCCAUUACAACAGCAGCCAUUACAACAGCAGCCAUUACGACAGCAGCCAUUACGACAGCGGCCAUUACAACAGCGGCCAUUACGACAGCAGCCAUUACGACAGCAGCCAUUACAACAGCAGCCAUUACAACAGCAGCCAUUACGACAGCAGCCAUUACGACAGCAGCCAUUACGACAGCAGCCAUUACGACAGCGGCCAUUACGACAGCGGCCAUUACAACAGCGGCCAUUACAACAGCGGCCAUUACGACAGCGGCCAUUAG
Molecule: messenger RNA, 1101 nt
Organism: Oncorhynchus kisutch (coho salmon)
Lineage: Eukaryota; Metazoa; Chordata; Actinopteri; Salmoniformes; Salmonidae
Product: histidine-rich glycoprotein-like
Exons: 3
Coding region: 1-1101 (366 amino acids)
Source: RefSeq, a predicted model, not a curated record